This is a messenger RNA of Sungouiella intermedia, 768 nucleotides long. NCBI's taxonomy places the organism in Eukaryota, Fungi, Ascomycota, Pichiomycetes, Serinales, Metschnikowiaceae. The record is from the annotation of a GenBank genome assembly.
AUGGAAUUCUCAAUUCUCAAUGGAACUGAUGAGUUCCCAUACCCCCUCACCAUCACCAGGAAUGCAUUUGCUGAUAAUGCAGAUUUUGACCCUGAUACUUUCCUAUACACUAACCAUCGGUUCACGUCGCUCGAUUCGUUGAUUUCUGACUUGACCACCCUCUCCAAAACGCUUAAUCAGGACCUUUUGGACCUGGUCAAUGAAGAGUACUCCAAGUUCAUCCAAUUGGGAAUGUCGAUUGAUGGAUGUCUUGAGCAAAUCAACAACAUUUCGCUUGAUGUAGGCAAGUUCAACGGUCUACUCGACCAGUCAUUGGAAGACUUCACCAAUUCUUCUGCUGUUUCCGAAAAGGCUCUCAAUCAUAAGAAAAGACUCAAUUUACUCAAAAACAGAGUUAAGCUAGUGAUGCUUCUACAUGAACAGUGCUCAAGUUUCGAGACUUUGUUAGGGUUAGAUGUGGGAAACGUUAAGCCCGAACAUUUGAUGGCAAAGUUAUCCACUUUGGCCACACUAUACCUCUCUGUCACAAAGAUUCAUGCCAUCUUGACAGAAUCACCAGAUGUGGAGCAAAGUGUAUUUUUUGAGAAGGUUGUGAAGACCAAAGUUGUAUCAUUGAAGUUCGAAUUCAAGCUGUAUUUGGAUGAGCUAUUUAGUAUAGCCAAAUCUGACUCAAAUGCAUAUGGAGCUUUGACAUUGCGUCUUCUUCAUGUGUAUCGUGUCACUGGACAUUCUUCCGACCUUCUAGCAUUGUUGCAUAAGAGGACAUGA